GAAAAAAAAAAAAAAAGCGCAACAAAACCCAAACCCUCGCCUCGCCUUCGCAGCGCAGGAGACGCAGACGCCCACCUCACCUCGGCGACCGGCAAGUCGGCAGCGAUGAUGGCCACCGCCGCCGAGUCCAGGUCGCCCGGGCGCGCGCUGAGGAGGCUCGCGGGGGCCGCCGUCUCCGCCGUGCUGCUCCACGGCUCGUUCAGCGCCUCCAAAUGCAAGACGGAGGCGAGGAUGGCGGCGGCGCGGAUGAAGCUGCUGCGGAACCGGCGGGAGGCGCAGGUGCGCCAGAUGCGGCGCGACAUCGCCGCGCUCCUCCGCGACCGCCAGGAGGACACCGCCCGCAUCAGGGUUGAGCAUGUCAUUAGAGAACAGAACAUUAUGGCGGCGAAUGAGAUUAUUGAUCUUUUUUGUGAGCUGAUUGUCACACGCCUUCCCAUCAUUGCAAAGCAGAAGGAAUGUCCAGCAGACCUGAAAGAAGGUAUUUGCAGUUUGAUUUUUGCUGCCCCAAGGUGCUCAGAACUCCCUGAGCUCGGUCGGAUACGUGAUCUUUUUGAAAAGAAGUAUGGCAAAGAUUUUGUUUCUGCUGCAGUUGACCUACGUCCAGAUGCUUGUGUUAAUAACCUUCUAAUUGAGAAGCUGUCAGUCAAGAAACCUUCUGGGCAGAGUAAACUGAAGAUUCUCAAGGAGAUUGCAAAGGAGCAUCAGAUUGAUUGGGAUACGACUGAAACUGAGCAGGAGCUUCUCAAACCAUCUGAAGAGCUGAUUCAAGGACCAAGCACUUUUGUUGAAGCUACCAACUUGCCCGUGAAGACUACUCUAUCAGCAGCUCAUGUUAUGCAAAUAAAUCCAUCUAACUACAGUUCUGGAUAUGCUGAUGAAUGUGAUGAUGAGUAUACUAUGCAAUUUAAAGAUGCUGCAUCAGCCGCCCGAGCAGCUGCAGAGUCUGCCGAGAGAGCAGCUUCUGCUGCCAAGGCUGCAGCUGAUCUUGUUAAUAAGAAGACACAUUCAUCUGAUGAGGCUGAGGACUGGACAACUUCUCAUGAAUCCACUCAUUCCAGCAAGAGACAAUCAAUGAGCAACUCAAGUAGAUCCUCCAGGAAAGAAGAUGUAGUUGCCUUUGAUGAACUAAACCCCCAAGGAAGGAGGGCUUCCCACACAGGCAGCUUCAUUGAAUCAAACCACAAAGAAGAGGAUAAAGAAGAGAUUGAACCAGUGGAUAUGAGUGCCAGGAGGAUGCGGAAAAGGAACAGCCGUGCUACUCGGAAGGUACACUCAGAGAUAAAGUUUGAUGAUUCAGAGGGAUUGAAUUCAGAGACAGAGGAUGAAAGUGAUACUGAGAUACAGUCCAUAGAAAGGCAAGCUCCUAGAAGUGAACCUUAUCCAGGAAAUCGUCAUUCCGAAGAUGAAGAGAAAGAAAACCAUGAAUUCCCGGAUUUGCCAAAGGCAAACCUUAGUUCUCGUGUUCAUCCAAAUAUGCCGCUGGACUACGAAACUCUUACUGCACGCUUUGAGGCACUCAAAUCUGGGAAGCUUCCCUAGUGUGCAGCUGCAGAGAUGCGAAUAAUGUUAUUCUUGCUACUUCUACAAAGCAACAUAUGAUAUACAAGAUACUGUUAGGUUAGUUCCAGUACUACUGCCCUGGAGCCAUUUAUUUUGCUGAAUUGACGGAUUUGCUGUUCCAAACUGCUUCUCCAUUCGUAUUAUUGAAGUAUAUAUGUUAUCUGAAGUGAGAAUUUGAAAGAAUUUUCUGUAAUCUGCAGAGUACCGAGAGGUACUUCUGCACUGUUUGUAAAUUGAUUUAUAUCUGAAGAAAACAUUGGUCCC
Oryza brachyantha (malo sina) is the source of this 1824-nucleotide messenger RNA. RefSeq lists its product as uncharacterized. The transcript is spliced from 7 exons. The record is from RefSeq and is a predicted model, not a curated record. NCBI's taxonomy places the organism in Eukaryota, Viridiplantae, Streptophyta, Magnoliopsida, Poales, Poaceae. Gene Ontology annotation, biological process: protein transport. The coding region runs from base 106 to 1539 and encodes 477 amino acids.